GCCAAACCGCCAAAAUGAUUGGCGCGCUUUCUCCUCGACGAUUCCCAUGGAAAUCACUGCCAACAACUUCUUAGUAUACCAACAUAGCUGUCCAUUAAGAUACGGCAUCUAAUGCCACUCCAAGCCAAACGCUCUCGUCGUCUUCAUCGAUGGCUUCGCUUCGACGAUAUCGCCGCUCGAUCACCUCCCAAAUCCGCCACCUCGCUCGAUGCCAUAGUUCUCAUCAUCAUCGUUCUUGUCCCCAUUUCCAACAGCUUGAAGUUAGCCAUAAAUUUCUGGUCUUUUCGUAUAAUUAUCAUCACCGGCUGCAUUUCUCAGGCUGGUUUGAGAGUUUCUUGAUUUCCAAAAUCUUCGUUGAAAAUGGCGGAUAUCAAUAUGCCGCGGUACAGUAAGCAGACCCAGGCCCAGAUUUCGUCUGCGAUGAAGCAACGGAGAAGCGGGUACGAGCCGUCCGACGCGGAAACGGAUUGGCCGGAAACUCCGGCCCGGGAGACGACGAUGAGAAACGGCGAGGAGGAGGAUACCAGCAGCUCUGAAGCUUUCAAUCUCAGCCACCGCCACGCGGCGAUUCUCCACCUCGAAACAGCGGCUUCCCCCAUUAAAGCUGCACCGAGAAGGCCUAGCAAGUCACCGUAUAGACCACGCGCCGCCGUCGACGGUGAUGUUCAUAAUACCCAUAAUACCCUUCACCGUAGCUCUAAUAGAAAUGUUAGCCCUUUUUCUAAAUCUGAGAAUAGGAGGUGGGCAGGGGAGGGUAAUAAUGUUCUUGAUACUGAAUUCUUUUCAAAAUCUGAACAAAGAAGAAGGAAUAGAGGGAAUAAUGAUUUUCUUGAAAAUGGAACUACUGUUUUGAGCCCUUAUAGGAAGCAGAAUAAUCAAAUCAAAGUUACUGAGAAAUCGAAUCUUAGCCGUAGAACUACUUCGGCUCCUAGAGGAUCAUCAUACCACAAAUAUGAUCACAAGGAGAGAAGAAAAUUGGAGAGGAUAACAGCCAAGAACAAUGGACCUUCUGUUGGAGAAAUCAAUGAAAUGGUAGGGAAUGCCGGGAUCAAUCCUAUGUUUGACAGCACUGAUUCAAUCUCCCCGGGCGAUAUUUUCUUCUCUCGCGAAUAUGCAGCUUUCACAAUGCAGAAGAUUACCUUCCCCAAGACCGGUUUUGACAGCCCCGUUUAUGGUGCAAAGCAUAACGGGAAUAAUAAUAAUCUUGAUUCUCUAGACAGAACAGCUUCCAAUUCCAUUCAGGGUUCUGGAAGGCGGAUUUUGUCAUCAAGUAAUGUUCUUGCACACACGAAUUCGAAUUCGAGCUCUGGUGUGAGUAGGCAGAGUAGUAAUCUAAGUGGAAGUACGACCAUAAGUGCGAAAAAGUUCACAGCGAAUAGACAAAAGAGUCAUCUGGGAGAGGCAUGGUUUUCUUGUAUCAAGAAGGGAUAUUGCAGGAGAUCAUCGAGAGAGUCUCCAGAGCGAAGGAGACCAGUUGAUGAAGCUUUGUUUAUCGAGAAGGCGUUUGUAGUUGAGAGUCUGAGACAGUUUUGGGCUGAUAAACAUCGACCUGUUUCGUUGGAUGGAUUUAUUUGCCACAAACAAGAAGCUUUGCUACUUAAACGACUAGCAGCUGAUGAAACGUUAUCGCACAUUUUGCUCAAGGGACCUCCCGGUUCUGGGAAGAAAACAUUAGCAAUGGCUCUUCUACACGAAGUUUAUGGGGAUUCCAUUAGCAAUAUAUCGCAUGAUGUGAGAUACUUUCGUGUUCAGGAAACUAAGCCAGUGCAAGUAGUUGUUCCUGUAACCUCGAGCCCUCACCACGUUGAGCUCAACGUUCAUUUGGAGCGUAAUUCUAGAUAUGCGUUAAUGGCUUUAGUCAAGAAUAUUAGCACUGAAUAUGCAGCUAUCCCGGAGAUCAGCAAGGCUAACAUGAACAUGAAGGCAGAUCAUAAAGUACUUGUUCUUUAUGAUGUGGAUAAGGCGACGCAGAACAUACAGCACUUAAUAAAAUGGAUCAUGGAUUGUUAUUCAGACUCUUGCAAGCUUGUUCUAUGCUGUGAAGAUGACACGACCAUCGUUGAAUCAGUAAAGAACAGCUGCAAAGUUGUUAAGGUUGAAGCUCCUGUGACUCAUGAAGUCAUGGAAGUUCUGAUUCAGAUUGCGAGAAAAGAAGGCCUUGAACUACCGAUGAGCUUUGCUGCUAAGAUAGCGGCCAAAUCAAAGCAAAACCUGAGCCAAGCAAUUAUGGCUCUCGAAGCCUGCAAUGCACACAAUUAUCCUUUCACCGAGGACCAACCAAUUCCACUGGGAUGGGAAUUGGCUGUGCUAGAAAUGGCUGCAGAAAUUCUUGCUGAUCCUUCACCUAAAAGAGUGUUUACCAUUCGGGGAAAGCUCCAAAAACUUUUGCUGGAGUUUGUGCACCCAAAGUUGAUUCUGCUGAAGCUAGUUGAACAGUUUCUAAGAAGGAUUGAUCCUAGUUUGAGAAGAGAAGUUUAUUACUGGAAUGCAUAUUAUGAGAAACGACUGCCAACCGGAACAAGUGCUUUACUGAAAUUAGAAGAAUUUGUGGCCAAAUUUAUGAGCAUAUACAGAAAAAGCUGUGGGAGUCAAUAUGCCCAAUAGCACAUGGAGGAAAGAUGCAGUGCAGGGAAAUAAUGGCUGGCUGGCUGCCUUCAUCAGCUCCACCCCAUUUCUCCUGUGAGAGUUGCUGUUGUCUGAUUGAUGUUAAAAGAAUCCCAGAAUGCAGCAUCAGAUUGAAUACAGAUUCUAAGUACACAUCCAUCUUAAGAUGUUUUUUUUCCCUUCUUUUUCUUGUUGAGAUUUGGCAGAGCAUAUUUGAGGGAAAAUGUAUGUGGAAUUGCAUAACAUAUAAAUCCAUUGGUGUUCAAUAGGAGCUUUCCAAAGGUUUGAG
This is a messenger RNA of Ipomoea nil (Japanese morning glory), 2893 nucleotides long. RefSeq lists its product as uncharacterized. The transcript has 11 exons. The coding region runs from base 361 to 2604 and encodes 747 amino acids. The record is from RefSeq and is a predicted model, not a curated record. Lineage: Eukaryota; Viridiplantae; Streptophyta; Magnoliopsida; Solanales; Convolvulaceae. Gene Ontology annotation, biological process: DNA-templated DNA replication; DNA repair. Gene Ontology annotation, cellular component: nucleus; DNA replication factor C complex. Gene Ontology annotation, molecular function: DNA clamp loader activity; DNA binding.